Prorocentrum cordatum is the source of this 729-nucleotide messenger RNA. The record is from the annotation of a GenBank genome assembly. NCBI's taxonomy places the organism in Eukaryota, Dinophyceae, Prorocentrales, Prorocentraceae.
AUGCGCGGCGGCGGCGCGGCGGGGCGCGCGGGCGCCCUCGGCGGGCGCGCGGCCGCGGCCGCCGCGGCCGUGGCGCUGGCGGCCGUCGCGGCGCCCGGGCCCGCCUCGCUGCAGUGGUCCAGGGACUUCGACCUGUUACAACCAGGGGCAGGCUCGGACAAAGUCGAGAGUCGGGGAUCGAUGCUGCUCUUCGGUUUCGGCCUCGCGGGGCACGCUGCGGACCCAGGGGCGGUGAGGGCCGUCCAGUACUUCGAGCAGAAGUUCUACGAGGGGGGCGUCAGCGUCCUGAGCGACGGCGACCUCGAGCAGGUGGAGGGCCUCAGGCUGCAGGCGAUGCAGGAGCCCGUGCUCGCCCUGGCGGCCGCGCAGGUGCUCUACAUGUUCGGCUGGUUCAGGUCGACUGGGGAGGUCAUCCGCGGCAACGUGGUGGCCUCGGCCCAGCUCUUUGAGCAGAGCAUCUCUGCUGGCGGCUGCGGCUCCGAUGCGCCGAAGGAGGUGUGGCACGACAACGCCUGCGACAUGAGGUGGAUGCACUCCGCGCUGCUGUACCGCUGGCUCGGGGACACCGAGGGCGACGCGGAGCGGGGGCGGGUCUACCGGGAGAAGGCCCAGCAGUUGUCGCAAGAGAUGCGGUGGGCAGCGGCGCACGCCGAAGCGGGCGAGCUGUGGAGUUCGCCGCUGCAUCUGAACUUCAACUCGAUGAUCUUCCCAGGCAAGCCCUCGCACUGA